Hibiscus syriacus is the source of this 897-nucleotide messenger RNA. Its product is annotated as protein ABHD11-like. The record is from RefSeq and is a predicted model, not a curated record. NCBI's taxonomy places the organism in Eukaryota, Viridiplantae, Streptophyta, Magnoliopsida, Malvales, Malvaceae. The transcript is spliced from 4 exons. Bases 1 to 897 code for a protein of 298 amino acids.
AUGAGCUUCAUCAAUAUAUACAAGUUUUUUCUGCAUUAUGUAUUGAAGCUAGCUGGGAUAAGGCCUCAAAAGAUAGAGAUAGAGUCGGGAACGAUUCUCAAUAUUUGGGUCCCAACCGAAACAACCCAAAAGCCUGCCGUCGUCUUCCUCCAUGGAUUUGCCCUCGACGGCAUCUUAACAUGGCAUUUUCAGGCAUUAGCUUUAGCCAAAGAUUACUCUGUUUAUGUCCCAGAUUUCGUCUUCUUCGGCGAUUCCAGCACCGACAGGACCUUGAGAUCGGUGGAGUUUCAGGCCGAGUGCAUUGCUAAAGGGUUGAAGAAACUAGGUGUCGAAAAAUGUAUCUUGGUCGGUUUUAGUUAUGGAGGAAUAGUUGGUUUUAAGAUAGCUGAGGUUUACCCUGAGUUGGUCGAGUCCAUGGUGGUCAGCUGCUCGGUUAUUGCUUUGACUGAGUCGAUCAGCAAAGCCCGACUCGAUCAUUUAGGGUUCAAAAGAUGGGCAGAUUAUUUGCUUCCUGACUCAGUCGAGGGUGUUGAAACUCUCCUUCAACUUGCUUCAGAGAGUUUUCCAAAGUUGCCGAAUUGGAUUUACAAAGAAAUUUUGGAGGGAAUUUGUACUUUUAGAAAGGAGAAAGUGGAACUCCUACAAGCUUUGGUCAUCAGCGACGAAGAAUUUACUCUCCCUAGUUUCCAUCAGAAGAUAUAUCUUUUGUGGGGGAGGAAUGAUCGGAUUUUUGACUUGGAUACUGCCAUCUGCGUAAAAGAGCAAAUUGGAGAAAAAGCGAGUGUAGAAUACAUAGAAAAAACAGGUCAUCUAGUUCAUCUAGAACGCCCAUUCACGUAUAACAUAUGCCUUAAGAAAAUUAUGGCUUCUCUAUCAUCUUCAAAAGCAAAUGUAUAG